UUCCCUCCGCAAACGCGACCACAUUCGCGGGCGCCGCGUUGCCGCACGCAGCGACACCUACGCUACUCUCGCCUUUGCUUCAACCAGCACUAUUCGCCAUGGAGUCAGACGAGUCUUCCGCCCAGUUCUUCGCCGUCGACACGCGGUUAGAGUCCUUCCAAGUCGCAAAGUCUGCGGCCAAGAGGAAGUCGACAGCAAAGGGCAAGGCAGCGAAGCCAUUGACCUGGCCACACAGGUCGAUAGACCCCAUAGACCUCGCCCGCGCCGGUUUCUACUUCGAUCCGACCCCAGAACUGCCCGAUAAUGUUGUGUGCUUCCUGUGCGAGAGGAGGUUAGGCGGAUGGGAGGACGGUGACAACCCUUUCGAGGAGCACUUGCGCCUGUCCCCGAACUGCGGCUGGGCCAUUGUCUCGGCGAUCGAGGUCGGCUUGGGAGACUACUGCGAAGAUGACCCUGCGAACCCACAGAUGGUCGAGGCGCGCAAGGCCACUUUCGCGGACCAGUGGCCGCACGAGGGAAAGAAGGGGUGGAAGUGCAAGACCAAGCAGCUCGUCGAGGCAGGAUGGAAGUACACGCCCGCGCCUGGCUAUGAGGACAUGGCGACGUGCACGUACUGCUCACUUGCUCUGGAUGGCUGGGAGCCCAAGGACAACCCGAUGAACGAGCACUACAAGCGAUCCCCGGACUGCAAGUUCUUUACGCUCACCAACCAAUAUCAGCAGGCAGCCGCUGCUGCACCAAAGAAAGCCGCUCGUGGCAAAGGCGCCGCCCGAGCAUCAAAAGCGUCGCGGUUAUCAACACAAUCUGUCGGCACGGUGGCCACCGACGUCACCGCAUCGAUCAUUGAGGCACCCGCCGAGUACGAAGAUAGUGUCAUGACGACCGCGUCGGUUGCCACGCAAGGUGGUACCAAGAAGCCUCGGGCAAAGAAGGCCACCACGGCCAAGGGCAAGAAGACAAAAGCGAAGAAGGAAGAGCCUGUCGAGGUUCUUGAGGAUCCAGUUGAGGAGCCCGUGGAAGACCACAUUGAGGAACCAUCCCCGCCACCAGCUAAGCCGGCUCGAGGCAAGAAGAGGACUAGUGAUCAGGUAGACGAGUCGACGAUGAUCAGCGCGGAGGCACCAGCACCUAAGAAGCGGGCGGCGCGUGGGAAGGCCAGCAAGGCAGCAGACGAGUCGACGAUUGUGCCGGAGCAGGACACAGUCAUGGACGAUGAGGAGCCGGUCGGCCCGGUGCAAAAGAAGAAGCCGAGGGCGUCCAAGGCCAAGGCGCCACGGAAAGUGUCGACAGCGUCAACAGCAUCAGAUGUGUCGGCUUUGCCAGAGCAAAGAGAGUCAGAUCACAUGAUGGACGAUGCAGAGAUUGAGCGACAACUGCAAGCCGAGCUUGAUCGUCCUCUCACGGACGACGAGGAUCUUGACGCAGACUCGGACUCUGAGCGGCGCAAGGUGUCGAACCCUCAGCCAAAGGCCAAGAAGACAUCUACCAAGAAGAGCAGCCUCGCCAGUCGGCAGGGUUCUGCUGGUCAUCACGCCAUGUUUGACCCUUCACCCGUGGACAUUGACGAGGACGAUAUCGAACAAGAAUACCGCACAAUGCAGCAGAGUGUACAGCCAACGGACGAGGAGACGCAAGAACCGGAACAAGAGCCGGAGCCGGAGCUGGAGCCCAUGCCUGCACCCGUCAAGGUCCGCAAGGCGGGCGCGAGGAAGGUGUCGAAGCAGACGAAGAAGGCCCCGACACCGCCUCCAGUUGUGGAUGACCGUUAUGACGACGACAUUGACGAGCUUGCCGAAGGCCACGAGGACAGCAUUCUCAGCAAUGCCACCGCGGCCAGCAAACAAGCAGCCACCGUGGCAUCUGUGGCGGCUCCAGCACAGAAGAAGCGGGCACCGGCUGCCAAGAAGUCUACCACGACAACUAAGGCUGCCGCUGUAGCCGAAGCCUCUGUACGGAUGUCCUCUCAGCAGCGGUCGGAUAGCCCCGACAUGGACGACUUCCCUGAGCCGCCGAAGCCCAAGAAGGCAACCGCGGCGGCAAAGAAGGCCGCGCCUGUCGCGAAGGAGAAGUCUCUGCCGCCCCCGCCUGCCGAGGAGGAGCCCAGCAACAACCCACCAGCUACGCCACGGAGCAAGAUGCCAGCCACGGCCCGGGCCAAGCAAGCGACCAUCUCGCCCUCUCAAUCACCACAAUCUUCGGACGCUGAGAACCAGCCGCCGUCGUCCAAGCCAUCCGGGACGGCGGAGAGCAAGCGGUUCGCGCUGGGUCCCGUGGCUGCCACGCCGAACCGCAUGUCUCCGUCGAAGAUGUCCCCAUCAAAACGCCACCUCAUGUCUGGUCUGCAGAGCGAGAAGCCGUGGGCUGCAGUGGACGUGGAGGCCAUCUUUGAGGAUCUUGACCAGGAGAAUGCCAACAACACGUCGAACCUGCUCAAGGGGGGACCUGAGCUGACGACCCCGGAGAAGCUGAUGACGGUGGAGGAGUGGAUCUACUUUAAUGCACAGCAGGCGGAGCAGAAGCUCAAGUAUGAGUGCGAGUCUGUGGUGAGCGCGUUUGAGCGGGAGGGGCAACGCGCGAUGCAGACCUUGGAGGGCCUGGUGGUAGAGUAGUCGGUGCUAGCGACCUUGACGAUGCCAUGAUGCUUGAUCUGGAUGGGCGUCUGGUGGUUUUGGUAUUUUGGAGGGUGGCGUUUCGGAUUAGAAGGCGUGCAAUUGGGAUUGGAGUUUGGUCUGAUGCUUAUUGGGCACAUGGAGAAACGAGAACCUUGUCCUGUGCACACAGCGGCUUCAGAAGUGACAUUGUUGAGUGCUUGGUGUCGAUCAUGGGUGACAUGCCCCGACAUGGAGUCCAUAAAUAGAAGGGGCCCACAGCGGGCGGAUCCAAUUAACGCUGCUUUACG
Microdochium trichocladiopsis is the source of this 2899-nucleotide messenger RNA. RefSeq lists its product as uncharacterized. The record is from RefSeq and is a predicted model, not a curated record. Bases 99 to 2609 code for a protein of 836 amino acids. The transcript has 4 exons. NCBI's taxonomy places the organism in Eukaryota, Fungi, Ascomycota, Sordariomycetes, Xylariales, Microdochiaceae.